Messenger RNA from Ascochyta rabiei, 1089 nucleotides. RefSeq names its product 37S ribosomal protein S24, mitochondrial. Gene Ontology annotation, cellular component: mitochondrial small ribosomal subunit. Gene Ontology annotation, molecular function: structural constituent of ribosome. NCBI's taxonomy places the organism in Eukaryota, Fungi, Ascomycota, Dothideomycetes, Pleosporales, Didymellaceae. The record is from RefSeq and is a predicted model, not a curated record. The transcript has 2 exons. Gene Ontology annotation, biological process: mitochondrial translation. The coding region runs from base 1 to 1089 and encodes 362 amino acids.
AUGGCGUCAGUCACACAAAGGCUGCUGCUGCAGUCGCGGCGCUGUGCGUCCUCGAUCCCCGCUCGAUCGAUAGCCCGACACCCACCACAGUGGCCACGGCCGCUGUCGACCACGGCCAGCCGGUGCGCAAGACCCGACCGCGACGACGGACCCGCGCGAGAGCCCGAGGCAGCCGCCAAGCCCGUGCUGGAGUCGACGUGGGCCAACACGCCCGACAAGGCGGCGGCGCAGCUGCAGAAGCUGGCCGAGGACCUGAAGGCGCUGGACCCGGCCGUGAUGGAGGAGGCGGUGCGCAAGGGCAAGCAGGGCAUCCCCAUCGCGCCCGGCUCCGAGCUGGUCGAGGACGAGGACUUUGAGAUCCUCGAGGACGAGCUGUACCGCAUCAAGUCGGGCUUCUGGGCCGAGGGCGAGGAGUCGAUGGGGCCCGACGAGGACUACUACGGCGACGACAUCACGAGCCACGGCCACGGCGAGCUGCAGAAGCACCGCGAGCUGAGGGAGUAUGCACGCCUGAUUGCCUGGGAGCUGCCUCUUCUGAGCCAACUCGCCCGCCCCUUUGAACCCCCGACCGCCUCCACCCCCUUCCGUUUCCGCUACACCUCGUACCUAGGCGAAUCCCACCCAGCGGCCAACAAGGUCGUCGUCGAGUUCUCGCCCUCGGACCUCGGCCUGGCCCCUACCCAGCGCGACAAGCUGAUCAAGCUGUCCGGGCCGCGCUACAACCCCUCGUCCGACCUGAUCAAGAUGUCGACGGAGCAAUUCGACACGCAGACGCAGAACAAGCGCUUCCUCGGCGAAACCAUACAGUCGCUCAUCGCCGAGGCCAAGGACAGCACCGACACCUUCCAAGACGUGCCCUUUGACUUCCGCCACCACCGGCCCAAGCUGCGCCACGCCUUCCCCCCGGCCUGGGCCCUGACGCCCGAGCGCAAAGCCUACCUCGCCCAGAGGCGCGCCGACCAGGCGAGGCUGCAGGAUGUCCGCGCCGGCAACGGACAGCUGAUCGACGGCAAGACGGUCGUGGAUACCAGCCUGCCCUUCCUCGCCGACCCCGAGCCUGUCCUGGUCCAGGCGCCGAGGAGGAAGUAG